Molecule: messenger RNA, 1724 nt
Organism: Botrytis deweyae
Lineage: Eukaryota; Fungi; Ascomycota; Leotiomycetes; Helotiales; Sclerotiniaceae
Exons: 5
Coding region: 102-1424 (440 amino acids)
Biological process (GO): carbohydrate metabolic process
Cellular component (GO): extracellular region
Molecular function (GO): cellulose binding; chitinase activity
Source: RefSeq, a predicted model, not a curated record
AAGUAGACACUUUCGAUAGCUGGACUUUUCGAAACUCUCAAGAUCCACUCAGUUCAUUCUAGACUCACAGUCACAACCGAACUUCAACAAUUUCUUCAAUUAUGCCGUCGCUCUCUGCACUCGCUCCUCUUGCGGGCAUUAUUGCCAGUAUUCCUUCUGUGAUUGCGGGCUUUGAUCCGACCUCGCAGAGUAAUGUUGCCGUUUAUUGGGGACAAAACUCAUAUGGACAGGGCUCUGGAGCUUAUGUCCAGCAACGGCUCUCAUAUUAUUGUCAAAAUACGGAAAUCAACAUCAUCCCCCUCGCAUUUUUGAGUUCUAUCAACACGCCAGUCCUCAACUUUGCCAACCAAGGAGACCCAUGCACGGUAAUUUCAGGAUCUACUUUAUUUUACUGCUCAGAGCUCGAAGCCGACAUUACCACAUGCCAGGAGACAUAUGGCAAGACAAUUUUGCUUUCUGUUGGCGGGGCCACUUAUACCGAGGGCGGUUUCACAUCCACACAAGCUGCCAUAACCGCUGCAAAUAACCUUUGGUCGUGGUUUGGACCUGACACCUCUGGUGACAUUCGACCUUUUGGAACCGCUGUAAUUGAUGGAUUUGAUUUUGACUUCGAAAGCACGGUAUCCAAUAUGCCUACAUUUGGAAAUCAGCUCCGCUCGUUGAUGGAUACAGAUAAAAACAAAACAUGGCUUCUAUCCGCUGCUCCACAGUGUCCCUACCCUGAUGCCGCAGAUGGACCAAUGCUUGCUGGAACAGUAUCUUUCGAUAUCGUCUGGGUGCAAUUCUACAACAAUUACUGCGGAGUACAAUCAUUCGUCCCCGGUGUUUCAACACAGAACAACUUCAAUUUUGACACUUGGGACAACUGGGCCAAGACAGUAUCACUAAACCCUAACGUUAAAGUCAUGCUAGGCAUACCAUCAAACACUGGAGCUGGAGCUGGGUACACUUCUGGGGCCGCUCUUGCGAGCGUCAUCGCAUAUUCAAAGAGUUUCUCCAGUUUUGGCGGCGUCAUGAUGUGGGAUAUGAGUCAACUUUACGCAAAUGCCGGAUUUCUCGAUGCGGUCAACGUGGAUCUCGGAAAGCCAGCUGUAACCGUACCAGUCACAACUAGCACUAUGACUAGCACUAUGACUAGCACUAUUACUAGCACUAUUACUAGCACUGUUACUAGCACUGUUACUAGCACUAUUACCAGCAAAUCUUCAAUCACUUCCACUACUACUUCCGCUACUACAACGACUCCAGGCUCUACUAUCACGACCAUAACAACAACUAGCGCCAGCCCUACUUCGACUGGCGGUCCGCUUGUCAAUGAGUGGAACCAAUGUGGUGGACAGGGCUGGACUGGAGCCACUAAUUGCGUCCCUGGCACAACUUGUGUUGCAUAUAGCAUCUGGUACUCACAGUGCAAUCCCAACUAGAUUCCGAUCUAGUGACGAGGGUGACGAUGUUUGAGCCUCAACAUAUCAUGAAGAUGUAGCUAGACGUUAUCCAUUGCCUCAUAUUUGUAUAUUUCUUUCAGAUUGUUUCACAUACCUUCAACUUAUUCGAUUCCUUUGUAUAUACUUGGAGCCGUGGGAUUUUUCAACGGUUCAGUGGCUUUUUCUUUCGAUUAAUCGCACAUAUUUCAUAAAUAUGGCAGGUGGACGAGAAAUCUUCUUUAUCUUUUCAAAUAGAAUUUUAUUUAGUAGCUCAUUAUAUACCAAAUUUAUAAGAAUUUC